Closterium sp. Naga37s-1 is the source of this 828-nucleotide messenger RNA. NCBI's taxonomy places the organism in Eukaryota, Viridiplantae, Streptophyta, Zygnematophyceae, Desmidiales, Closteriaceae. The record is from the annotation of a GenBank genome assembly.
AUGGUAUGUCACCGUCUGGUCUCAGGUCUCCUAGAGUCGCUUGCCCCGCUUCCUCGCUCGCCUGCGCCGUCGUGCACUCCCUGCGUCAAGGGUCGGCAGCGUGUUGCCCCUCACUCCUCCUCGUUCCCCCCCCACCACGGCUCCCUUACAGACCCUGCACUUGGACAUCUGGGGCCUCUCCCCGGCUGGGUGUUCUACGACCCAGUCACCCACCAGUUCUUUGCCUCUCACGACGUCACUUUCGACGAGUCGCGUCUAGUCUUUGUCGUGUUUGGGGGUGCUGGAGGUGCAGUUGCGGAGGGUGAGGGUACUGGGGCUGCUGGAGCCCAUCGUGCCAGCUCUGGGGGUGCAGGGGGUGUGAGAGUGGAGACCACUUCUGAGGAGGACACGGCUGUCUCGACUCAGCGGCCUCGCCCCGCCGCACCCCCUGGCUUUCCGUCUGUUCCGCAGUUCCCUCCUAAAUCGCCUCCGCGGCCGGUCGCUGCGGAGCCUGGGGGUGUUCCUGCCGGAGGCACUGGAGUCCCUGGGGGUGUUGUCAGUGGAGGUUCUGGUUCUGGGGGUGCUGGAGCCGGAGACACGAGCACUGCAACGCCUACGCCGCGCACUGUACGUUUCCUGACCCGAGUGCAGCGUUUAGACAGGUUGGAGAGGGAGGAGCGGGAGCGGUUUGAGAGGGCACGGCAGCAGCAGCAGCAGCAGUCUCAGUCAGAGCAUCAGGAGAGAGUAGAGGAGGAGUCGCAGGAGCAGCAGCAGUCUAAGUUGGAGCGUCAGGAGAGAGUAAAGGAGGAGUCACGGCAGCAGCAGCAGCACCAGCAGCAGCAGCAGUAG